AUGACCACUUCUCUCAUCCAUAUGGCCAACAACCUGGAUGCCUCAACCGAGGAAAUCUCACUCAACUACGUUCUUCUCGGACGUCCUCAUCACGAGAGAGUCCAACAUCAUCCGAGUUACAUGGAGAUGAUCAAGGGCGCCAUCAGCGCCAUCGACAACGGAAAAGGAAGCAGCAAGGCGGCGAUUCUCAAAUACAUCGCUCAGAACUAUCACGUCGGAGAGAACCUUCCGAAAGUGAACAGCCAUCUCCGCUCCGUCCUCAAGAAGGCCGUCGACUCUGGAGACAUUGAACAGGCACGCGGACAUGGUGCCACUGGCAGUUUCCGCAUGGGCAAGGAACGUGAGAAGAACAUGCAAAUUGUGGUUCCAGUCCAGACUCAACCGAUGAUGAUGCUCAAGGAAGUUCGUCAGAAGUUGGAGAACGUCGCUGUCACCAAGAAGGCUGACAAGAACCAACCAUCCACCAGCUCCGCUGUCCAGAAGAAGGGAAAACCAAUCUCUACCAUGAAAAAACGUGGAGCCAUGACCAAGAAGCGUUCCUCGAAGAACAAGAUGGCUCCAAAAGCCAGAAGCCAUGGACUCAAGAAAAAGAAGGUUCAAGCUUCAAAACCAUCUGGCUUGGUUCACAAGGCUGCAAGACCAGAGGCAGCUCCAUCGACCACCAAAAUGGAGCUCCGUACCGGAACCAGAAAGAGCUACUGUUAA
Messenger RNA from Caenorhabditis remanei, 705 nucleotides. RefSeq lists its product as uncharacterized. Bases 1 to 705 code for a protein of 234 amino acids. Gene Ontology annotation, biological process: negative regulation of DNA recombination; chromosome condensation; nucleosome assembly. The transcript is spliced from 5 exons. Gene Ontology annotation, molecular function: structural constituent of chromatin; nucleosomal DNA binding; double-stranded DNA binding. The record is from RefSeq and is a predicted model, not a curated record. Lineage: Eukaryota; Metazoa; Nematoda; Chromadorea; Rhabditida; Rhabditidae. Gene Ontology annotation, cellular component: nucleosome; nucleus.